Messenger RNA from Harmonia axyridis, 593 nucleotides. RefSeq names its product ubiquitin-fold modifier 1 (gene Ufm1). Gene Ontology annotation, cellular component: nucleus; cytoplasm. Gene Ontology annotation, biological process: protein K69-linked ufmylation. Lineage: Eukaryota; Metazoa; Arthropoda; Insecta; Coleoptera; Coccinellidae. Bases 138 to 404 code for a protein of 88 amino acids. The transcript is spliced from 2 exons. The record is from RefSeq and is a predicted model, not a curated record.
AACUGGUGACAUGUCAAUAACUGUCUGGUUCGGUUUAGAAAUUAGAAUCACAGAACAAUAAACUAAUUAUUGUUGAAAUAUCCAUAUGUUUGGAUUUUUCAAUCACCUUAAUAAAUUUCUUCCUUAAAAAUAUAAAAAUGACUUCAAAAGUAACAUUCAAAAUAACGUUGACUUCUGAUCCAAAAUUACCAUUCAAAGUUCUAAGUGUUCCAGAAAAUACCCCAUUUACAGCUGUCCUAAAAUUCGCAGCUGAGGAAUUUAAAGUACCUCCAGCAACUUCUGCAAUUAUAACAGACGAUGGUGUAGGAAUCAAUCCCCAACAAACAGCUGGUAAUAUAUUUCUCAAGCAUGGUUCAGAAUUACGAUUAAUACCUAGGGAUAGAGUAGGAUGUUUAUCGAGUUAGUUAAUAAAUAGAAUAUUUUCGACUUGUGAUUGUAAUAAUCAAUAUAUUACUAUUUUUCCAUCUACAAUUCAUUUUUAUUAUAUAUUUUAUUCAAAUGUUUAUGAACAUGUCAAAUACUAACUAGUUUUAUUAUUCUAUUGUAUAUUAAAAUUGUUUUCAAUUUUUAUAUAAAUCUGGGUGGCUAUGUUA